Fusarium venenatum is the source of this 1638-nucleotide messenger RNA. RefSeq lists its product as uncharacterized. The record is from RefSeq and is a predicted model, not a curated record. NCBI's taxonomy places the organism in Eukaryota, Fungi, Ascomycota, Sordariomycetes, Hypocreales, Nectriaceae. Gene Ontology annotation, molecular function: DNA binding, bending.
AUGGCCCGCCCCAAGAAGACCGCUGUCGAGAAGCAGCCUGCUCCCGUACCUAUUCCCCCCCAGCACAUCCAGCAAUACCCUCAACACCCUCAGCCUAUUGCCGCUGUUCCCCAGCAAACAAUGGCCGUUCCCAUGCCCGCAGCUGUCGCGGUUCCUCAACCUCAAGCUGUCAUGCCGCAGCGCGUUGUUGACAAUGACAGCUUUCUUCGCGUGCGCGAUUCGGCCGUUGGUCGCUUGACUACCAUUCUUGAGCUCUUGAGAUCUUUCACAGCCGACUAUGUUCGCCAGACCAACCUCCUGCUUGGCGAGCCUACUGCCGAGGGCUCCCAGGACAACCUUCUUGCCAACUUUGAGCAUGCCGCUCAGCAGCUGAUUAUCAACCCCCCUGAGCUGGCUCCUCCCGUCGAGGAGAAGAAGGAGCGCAAGAAGCGCACCAUUGAUCCCAAUGCGCCCAAGCGUCCCUUGACCCCUUACUUCCUGUACAUGCAACACGCUCGCUCUAUCAUCGCGAACGACCUGGGUGCCGAGGCACCCAAGGGUGCGGUCCAGGAGGAAGGUCAGCGACGAUGGGCUCACAUGGGUCCUCAUGAGAAGCAGGGUUGGAACAAUGCUUACCAGUACAACCUCCGUCUCUACAACGCCCGUGUUCACUCUUACAAGAACGGCAACCCUGUUGCCAAGGCUAUGACUGACGAGGAGGCGCUCAAGUACGCUGAGGAUUUCCAGAUCCCCAUGCCUGAGCUCAAGGACGUAACCCAAACUGAAGCACCUGCCAAUGACCAGGACAAUAUUGCUGAGCAACUUCAGGCUGUGGCCGCUGCUCCUGCUGCUGAGGAGCCUGAGGAGGCAGAAACCCCUGCCAAGACCCCUAAGAAGGCUACUGGUGGUCGCAAGCGCAAGGUGGCUACUCCCGCUGCCGCUGUUGAGGAGAAGCCUGCCCCUGCAAGCCCCGACAAGAAGCGAAGGCGUUCCACCAAGGCCGCCGCCGUCGAGCCUCAGGAAGAGCCCAAGAAGUCGGGUCCACCGCACCUAGUUCUGGACCGACAUGGAAGGCUAUACCUGUCACGACAUGAAAUCUGGUUCGUAUCUUCCCAAAGCAGACUCAUCGACAUGUCUUCUUUUAUUCGUUGGUACAAUGCCAGAUUGGCUGCGCGUCCACUGCUUACUCAAAGUGUAACCACGGCAUUUCUGUUUGCUACUGGUGAUGUUACAGCUCAACAGCUUGUCGAGAAAAAGGGUGUUCAGAAGCAUGACUUGGUUCGAACAGGUCGAAUGGCCCUCUACGGUGGCUGUGUUUUCGGUCCCGUUGCAACAACAUGGUUCGCUUUUCUCGCCCGCAGGGUCAACGUGAGAAACAACAAGAAGGCCGAGGUUCUCGCCCGUGUUGCUUGCGACCAGCUUGGCUUUGCGCCUGUCAUGAUAGGUGUCUUCCUGGGUAGCAUGGCCACCAUGGAAGGCAAGAGCGCAAAGGAGCGCAUCGACAAGUCCUGGUGGCCCGCUCUAAAGGCCAAUUGGAUGCUCUGGCCUGCUGUCCAGGUCAUCAACUUCUCGCUCAUCCCUUUACAGUAUCGUCUUUUCUUUGCCAAUAUCAUUGCUAUUGGCUGGAACUCGUAUUUGAGUUGGGUCAAUUCCCAAUAG